CUCGGUAACGACUGCUAGCGUUUGGGCGGGAUCGGAUCGGAACAAUCGAAUGUGUGCAGUGGAGUUGUGGAGGCCAAGUUUAAUAUACAACACCCCAUGACCAUAGCAGAAACGAUGAGUCAGAACAUUGGAUUGCGUCGUUCUGUGAAGACACGGAAGUGAUAAGGAAAUUAUUGUAAAUAAAUCACAGUUUCUCAUGCAAAGGCUGUGGUUGGUCUCAAGGACAGAGGAAACUGGUUUGAAAACAGAUUCUCUGUUGAACUCAUAGGCAGAUGAUGUACCAACUAUUAUGUGUGCCUCAGCAUAGAUUGAAAUGUUUAGUCGCAGGAAGCAAAUUGUAUGUCUAUCAGUGGGUGCCUUUUUAGCAAUUAUAGGAAUAAUCUUCUUCCUUUGCUUUCCUGUGAUAUUUAACUUUUUACUCAAAAAACAAAUAGCUCUUAAAAAUGGUACAAUUGGAUAUAAUGUGUGGCAAGAUAUUCCACUGCCUAUCUAUCAGAGGUUGUACUUCUUCAACAUCACUAAUCCCGAAGGUAUCAUGAGAAGAAAAGAAAAGCCUCGACUCAAGGAAAUUGGGCCUUAUACAUUUAAAUCUCGAUGGGUAAAAGAAGCAAUUACUUGGCAUCCAAAUGGUACUGUAAGUUUUAAAGAAAUUAGAACUUUUGUCUUCCUUCGCAAUGAAUCCAUUGGAAGCCAAGAUGACCAAAUUGUUACGUUGAAUGCACCUCUUUUACUAGCUGCCAAUUUUCUCAAAACAUACGACCUUCCUGUCCGACUUGCAGCGUCUUUUCUUUUUGGUGUUGCUGGGGAAAGGCUUAUUGUUAAGAAAUCUAUCAAACAGUUGGCUUUUGAUGGGUAUCGGGACAUCAUCAUUUUACUUUCGCCAUUGCUAAAAAAAGAUAUACCCUUCAAGAAUGGAUUGUUCUCCUGGCUUUAUGGUAAAAAUGAUACUGAUGAUGGAAAUUAUACUGUGUGGUCAGGGGAAGAUGGUCUUGAUAAAUUAAAUGUCAUCAACAUGUGGAAUGGAAAAGAGUCAUUAGGUUUUUGGAGUGGAAAGACAUGCAACAUGUUUAAUGGAUCUAAUGCAGAAAUUGGACCCCCUAUUUUACCGUAUCAACGCACGUACACUUUCUUCCAAUCAGUAUUUUGCAGAUCUAUAACUCUAGAUUAUGUGACUGAUAUAGAACACUUGGGUGUGGAUUCUAAGCGGUUUAUGACUACAAAUCUCACUUUUGCCAACGGAACUGAUAAUCCUGCCAAUGCAUGUUUUAGCACGGAGAUGAAACUUGCUUCUGGUGCUCAGGAUAUCAGUCGAUGCCAAUAUGGUGCUCCAGUGGUUCUUUCCUUUCCUCAUUUUUAUUUCGGAGAUCCUUCUUAUCUUAAUGCAGUGGAAGGUCUGCAUCCAAACUCAUCUCGACACAGCUUUCAUAUUGACGUGGAACCAAAUACUGGUUUCAGCGUUGAUGCUCGAGUUAGAUUUCAAGUAAAUUUAUUUGUUCAGAGAGUUCCUGGAAUAUCUCAACUUGCGAAUGUUCCAAAAGUCAUGUUUCCCGUAUUUUGGGCCGAAAUCGCCUUUUCUUUAACAGAUGAAUUAGCAAAUAUUUUUAAAACCAAGAUUUACCAGCCAAAAGUGCUAGCAUUUUCUUUCAUCUUUGGGUGUAUUGGGUUGGGAAGCUUCAUUUGGGUUCUUGCCAUGGUGCUGAUGUGUUACUCUAAAAAGGAAAAUAAAACGAUAUCCCCUGCCUCAACCAGAUAGUGUGAUCGUCAAAUAGAAUGCUGCGACCGAGAAUCCUGUCCGGUAAGAAUGCAUCCUACCGAAAGAACACCCUUGCUCUAAGAAAAAGAACUCAUGUAAAAUUAUGAAAACAUAAGUGGAAAGAAUCUCAAAAAGAUCUUGUCAAAUAUUGCCUUGUUUUAAAGCUUGAAAUGUUGCAAGUUAUUUGUAUAUUUCACGAUUUUAUCUUUAUACUGUCUUGUUAAUAAAAAUUUACACUUUUAAA
Messenger RNA from Uloborus diversus, 1997 nucleotides. RefSeq names its product scavenger receptor class B member 1-like. The coding region runs from base 314 to 1753 and encodes 479 amino acids. Gene Ontology annotation, cellular component: cytoplasm; membrane. The record is from RefSeq and is a predicted model, not a curated record. The transcript has 16 exons. Gene Ontology annotation, molecular function: scavenger receptor activity. Lineage: Eukaryota; Metazoa; Arthropoda; Arachnida; Araneae; Uloboridae.